UAAUUGUCAUUUGUCAUUUCUCAGUUGCUAGUUUGCUACUUGCUUGUUUUUUUUAAAUUUUAAAUAAUAUUCUCGUGUUUAUAAGUCUUAAAUUUGAAUUUGUAACCUUGUGUAUUCGACUUCAAAGUGCUUUUGCUUUAUUACCUGUACUAAAUCUUUAACGUUUGAGUAAUGAGUCCUCUCAACUCUGGCUUUUAAGCAUCAGGUAUCAUGGUUAGCGUUAAGCAUUAGACAAAAUUUUGACAAGGUUUUGAAUUUUAAUUUUUAUCAAUCUAAAGCUUGCACCUUGUGAUAAUCAAUAAAAUUUGUUAAUAAAACUUUGGAGACUAGGAAUGAGAACUGAAAAUUAUAUUUACUACAUAACUUAGCUAGUUAUUGCUAAGUUUGAAACACUAAACAAUAAACUCUUGACACAUAUAACUUUUAAGAUGAGCAACAAUGUAGAAUAUGUCCAAAUAAAAGACUUGAAGCCCAAUAUGAAGAAUAUAAAUGCAAUUUUUAUUGUGCUGGAAGUGGGCCCGCCGACAUUGACGAAGGAGGCGCGCGAGGUGCGCACAUUGCGCGUGGCCGAUGCGAGUGCAUCAGUAAAUCUAUCCGUCUGGGACGAGCCGGGUGCGCUUUUGCAGCCCGGUGACAUCGUGCGCCUCACGCGCGGCUAUGCCUCGCUAUGGCGGCAGGCUCUGACUCUCUACUCAGGAAAGUCGGGUGAUAUCCAAAAAGUUGGAGAGUUCUGCAUGUUGUUCAAUGAGCAGGUGAAUAUGAGUGAGCCACAACCAGCUCCGACACCACCAGCUACUACUCCUGCUGUACCAGCCCCUGCAGCUUCUGCACAACCUGCUUCUGACCGUUAUAACCAAGCAACGGAGCACAGUGGUCCUGGGAAGCACCCACACCGAACCUAUGUACGUGGUCGGGGACACCAACGUGGAAACAACCGAAGGUAGCCCUCGCCUUGGCACAUGGUUGUGAAUAAAUAAAAUGGUUCUUAAUAGUACUUCUUUAAAUUUAUCUUUAAUAAAAUGUGUAUAUAAAAAAAGUUAUCAUAUUAUUUACACUAAAAUUAUUGUGGUUUUGUCAAGUGCUUGCAUACUAUAAUUUGUGUUUUGUUUCCAUUUGAACUUUUAAGUUUUAUGUUAUUAUGUAAAGCUCACAAUGUCCAAAUAUGGUAAAUGUAAGUUGUAGUAAUGGUGUUGACUAUUGUUAGUAUAUACAUUUUUACAUGUAAUUGUAUUUCAAUUAUAUUACCAGUUUCAUUAUAAAUCUGGCAUGAAUUGUAGCUUUAAGCAGUGUUAGUCUUGAGCGUUCUCGUCCUGAUCAUGUAUGAUACUUUUUUUCUUUAUUCAAAUAACAUUUCUUCAAAUGGUGAAGGUAAUAAUUGUGGGGUGGGUCUGUAAAUCUAUGACAUACCUUCCGCCACUACCACCUACUUUUGCAAAAAGAGAAUAAAAAGCACUGGUAGGUGGUGGUCAUUAAUUUUAUUAGUUAAUUGGAACUGCACUUACUUCUAGUGUCUAUUAAUAUUAAGUUUAAUUUAUGUAUACUAUUAUAAUUUAGUUUAAUUUAUGUAUUAUAUUUGAAAAGUGUAAUUAAAUGUGAUGUCUGUUACUAUUCAUUUGCAUUUUUAAAUUAGAUCAAUUAACAGUCCUAGUUAAAAAUGUUACAUUCACUCUGACCUAUAUUCAUCUUGUAAAUUUAUUUUAGACGUCCUUCAUAUGUCAAGUGAUUAGGAUAUUAAACAAAAUAUUAAAUUAAAGACAUACAAUAUCA
Pieris napi is the source of this 1767-nucleotide messenger RNA. Its product is annotated as SOSS complex subunit B homolog. The transcript has a single exon. Gene Ontology annotation, biological process: double-strand break repair via homologous recombination; response to ionizing radiation; mitotic cell cycle checkpoint signaling. Gene Ontology annotation, molecular function: DNA binding. Gene Ontology annotation, cellular component: SOSS complex. The record is from RefSeq and is a predicted model, not a curated record. The coding region runs from base 429 to 944 and encodes 171 amino acids. Lineage: Eukaryota; Metazoa; Arthropoda; Insecta; Lepidoptera; Pieridae.